This is a messenger RNA of Hordeum vulgare subsp. vulgare (domesticated barley), 1285 nucleotides long. RefSeq names its product transcription initiation factor TFIID subunit 7-like. NCBI's taxonomy places the organism in Eukaryota, Viridiplantae, Streptophyta, Magnoliopsida, Poales, Poaceae. Bases 211 to 1035 code for a protein of 274 amino acids. The transcript has 2 exons. The record is from RefSeq and is a predicted model, not a curated record.
UAGUCCUGGCCUAGCUCAGCAUCUCUAUCCAAUCCUUCCUCCCCUUCUCCUCUCUCCCGAAGAUUUCUUGUCCUCGUCUGUGUGCUCCGGCUCGGCUCGGCGCGGCGCGGUCAAUCCCUCGGCGGACGCACCCACUCGGCCGCCAGCCGAUCCGCGCGUGAUCGUCCGUGAUCUUCGCCGGAUCUUGCUUAGCUAGCUCCGGGCGCGCGCAUGUCGACGGCGGUGGCGCCGGGGAUGGCGCGGGCGCACGGGUUCCGGGGCGCGGGAAAGGGGAACCAGCGGCCGGAUUCGGAGGAGCUGGAGAGGAAUCACAACGGGUUCUAUGCUGACGAGGAGGAGGUUGGCAGGGAGGAGCUGCGGGAACUGGAGGAGGCGCUGUCGGAUGCCUCCUCGAUCGGGGCGGCCUCCUCGGAUAGCUCGUCCAUCGGGGAGGACUCCUCGUCGGAGAAGGAGGAGGAGGAGGACGUGGAGAGCGAGGCCAAGGCGCCGGUGGAUGAGGUGCUCGCUAUGGGGCUCGGCACCCUCGAAUCGCUGGAGGAUGCGCUGCCCAGCAAGAGGGGCCUCUCGAAUUUCUACGCCGGCAAGUCCAAAUCCUUCACGAGCCUGGCCGAGGCUGCAGCCAAGGCGGCGGCCAAGGAGAUCGCCAAGCCGGAGAACCCCUUCAACAAGCGCCGCCGCGUGCUGGCCGCAUGGUCGCGGCGGCGGGCCUCCUGCAGCUCGCUGGUCACCACGUACCUGCCGCCACUCCUCUCCCUGGACCACACCGUGGUGGAGGGCGACGAGAAUGAGGAAGAAGAGGAGGAGGAAGACCGGUCGGAGGAGGACGACGGCGACGACGAGGGUAAUGGCAGCGGCAAGGGCAGGAGGGAGAAGGCGCCGGCGUCGCCGAGGUUCCCUCCGCCCAGGCGCACCCUGCACAGCGCGUCCCAGAAGGCGAGCGUCAUGAGUAGGAACAUGAAUCUUCCGAACACGAGCUCAUUCCGAUCUCCAAGGUCAUUCUCCCUCUCCGAUCUGCAAAACGCUGGAUACAACUAGCUGAAACGUAGGCCGGAUUUAGGUUGGCGAGAUGCUGCUGCUACUGUAUAAUCAAGAGGUCUCUACAUAUAAGAGAACAUUAAUUUGUUGUGUUUGUCUGUCUGUCUGUCUGUUGGCCUCUUCUUGAAUCACCCGGUACAAUAGCAUAGCAUGGCAUGGCAAUGGCAACACGAAGUGGCCAUUUCUGUCACCGAAACUGCAGGUUGUUGCCCAUGUUCUCAUCGAUUAAAGGAUAAUGAUCUUGAGCUGA